This is a messenger RNA of Arabis nemorensis, 315 nucleotides long. The record is from the annotation of a GenBank genome assembly. Lineage: Eukaryota; Viridiplantae; Streptophyta; Magnoliopsida; Brassicales; Brassicaceae.
AUGGAUCUCUCCCCGCCUUCACCCUCCGUGUCAAUAAGCCAUUCCAUGCUCAACUGCCUCGCUUACCGGCGGAGGACGAUCCGAGCGAUGCUGACGAACUCGCUUCGCCCUCCGGAACCCCCUGAGCCUCCGGAUCCGCCGGAUAUACUACUCCCAUCUCCACCACCGCUCUCUACCCCAACCUCAUGGAGUUUCUCAGCUGCUACUCCACAAUUGGCUCUCGGUUUGUUAACGGGGAAGUUGCCUUGUGCCGAACAAUCCCCACCGGCAACGCCUCACCGAUCCACAACCUCUCCACCCUCCAUCAACGCGUGA